GAAGGUUGGCUUCAUCUUCUUUGGUGGCUUUCUAGUCAACAGUUGAAGAGGGGGAAGUUGAAAUGUCCCUAGUUGGUGGAUGUUCAUAAUAUAAAUUAGUUGAAUUGAUGCUGGAAAAGGUAGCUGAAUGAAGAUCAGUGUGUUGCAUAAUAACCGAAAUUAAAUGUUUGUGGGAAAUCUAACGCGAAGAGCGCCUCAAAAAAAGGUAUCUUGCAGCUGUGAGAUUUUCUCAGUAUGAUCAAUCACCUAUGGCUUAGAUAUACUUCUUCCAUACAUUUACUCGGAACUCAUGGUUGAAGUAAGUGAAGAAAAGUAUAUGGCUUUAAAUCAGAUCAAUUGGCAUUGUCAAGAAUUUACCUGAGAUGUUAAAAUGCCUUCAUAUUUGUUGUUUUAUGUUUGCUGUUAAUGGUACCGACUUCAUUGGGUGCAUUUGAUUCGAGUCAACCUAAUGGGGAUUGGGGUCAGAUGAUUGAAAUCUGCAGGACUGCAGAUUCUGCUGCCCAAGUUAUGCUGGACAGAGACACGGGCCGACCUCGUGGAUUUGGGUUUUUAACAUUUGCAGACCGCCGAGCAAUGGAGGAUGCAAUAAGAGAAAUGGAUGGUGCGGAGGUUGGUGAUAGGGUGAUAUCAGUGAACAAGGCCCAACCAAAGAUGGGAAGUGAGGAUCCUGACCAUGGCUAUGGUGGAGGUUACGUAUCAGGUGGCAGGGCGAGCUAUGGUGGGGGUAAUAGGUCAGUUGGGCAAGACACUUGCUUCAGCUGUGGUCGCCCUGGCCAUUGGGCUAGAGACUGCCCAUUGGAAGGAGGUGGCCGGGGUGCUCGACCACUAACACCCCCGAUUCGUUCUAGGUAUGGUGGCGCACGUGGGGAUAGGUUUGGAAGUGACUGUGAUAGGUACAUGGAUGACCGAUAUGAUAGAGGGAACCAUGCUGAUAGGGAGCGCUAUGACAGCAGAUAUGAGAGUCGUGAUCGAUACACUAGUGACAGGUACCCUCCUGGUGGUGAUCGCUUGGGCAACAGGUAUGGGGGUUCUGACCGCUACCCCCAGAAUGACUAUGGCAAAGAAAGAGGGUUUGACAGAGAUGUGGGUGACAGAUAUGAAGCUGGAGGGCCAGCACGAUAUGAGGGAAGAAACUACAGAGAUAGAGCAGGACCUUAUGAUCGCCCUCGAAGGGGAGGCGGGCAGCCUUCCUUUGACCGUUACUGAGAUGAAUAAGCACAUCCAUGUUGAAUUUUAGUUGAUCUCUGUAGUAGUAUAGUGGUACGGAGCACACUAGGAUAAAUGUAUGUCGCUCUGUUUGGAAGCAGUUAGUAGUGACUAUGCAUGAGUAUUGACAAGUAGAGUAAAUCAGUAGAGCUAUGUUUUUUCAGUGAAUAUUGUAUGCUUGAUAAAAGAGGGAGCUUCCUCUAUUGGAAUGCAUUAUGGUGUUUCCACUUAUAAUA
Molecule: messenger RNA, 1442 nt
Organism: Solanum verrucosum
Lineage: Eukaryota; Viridiplantae; Streptophyta; Magnoliopsida; Solanales; Solanaceae
Product: glycine-rich RNA-binding protein RZ1C-like
Exons: 3
Coding region: 406-1206 (266 amino acids)
Molecular function (GO): RNA binding; zinc ion binding
Source: RefSeq, a predicted model, not a curated record